AACAUCUGCACGCGGCAAUGGUUUGUCAACGUAAGAAAAGUCAAAGAAAGAGUGAACUUUUUGAAAGUAUUGGAUCAAUAAAAUACCGUAUUCCUUCCUCAGACUAAAACAAAAGAAAGUUAAUCACUUCAGAAGACGGGAAGAAAAUUGCAAGUGGAUCACAAACAGUGGAAAUACGUUUUAACCGGUGAACGAAAAGGCUAUGGAUAAUUUGGACCUUGCAGCAGUGUACGUAUCGGAUGCCCAGUAUAACAGGAAAAUUGUUUUUGACACAUCACCUCAAGCGAUAAGAUUGUACUUGCUCUAUAACCACUGGGGGAUGCAGUUCCUGGUGUAUGCCUUCAUUGUAAUAGACCUGGCUUUGGCCAUCUUUGAAGACCCAGCAGUCAUUCCCCUGCCAAUAUGGGCAACCACAAUGAUAGAGAUAGUUUGUCUGUCAGCCUUCGGUUUUCGCCUUGUUCAUUACGCCAAAGUCAUCCCACUGGAAAGGUUUUGGAAAGACCCAAAGAACAUCUGCAUCAUUGUCAUUAUUUUGCUCUCUCUAGUUGACAUCAUCAUUUAUUGGUUGUUGAAAGCCAUUGGUUUAUUCGCUGUCCGCUGGUCGCGGGUACUGAGGCCUCUCCUACUGGUCAACAUUACUGAAGGACGACAGCUCCGUAGAGCAUUACGAAGCAUACGGAAUGCAUUGCCUCAGAUCCUCUGCGUCUUCCUGCUCUUCAUGUUCAGCGUGUUCAUGUUCUCACUUUUGGCCCUCAAACUCUUUGUGAAAAGGGGCCUUACAACAACCGAUGGGGACGCCUAUUUCACCAGCUAUCUGGAGAUUGUCUUUGAUCUCUAUGUCUUAGUAACGACUGCCAAUAGUCCUGAUGUCAUGAUGCCAGCGUAUAACUCCAGUGUUUUCUUUGCUUUGUUCUUCUUCAUCUACAUCCUCAUCAACACCUACAUCUUCAAUUCAGUGUUCUUGGCGAUCGUGUACAACAACUACAAAAAGUACCUAAAGCAAGAAGUACGGCAGCUUGUCAAGGUCAAGAGGCACAAAAUGGUACAAGCCUUUGAAUUGCUGCAGGAGAAGAAGGGAGAGGAGACUGUUGUGACCCAGGCCAGUUGGAACCAGCUUGUGCGUUUGGUCCAGCCAGACAUCAGCAAUGCCCACAGGGAGCUGCUGUGGAGCGUCUCUGACAACAGUAAGAAAGGCUGCAUAGGUAAAGGGGCAUUUGUUCAGCUGCCGGACCUCUUGAACAUGCAGGUGACCAUAGAGAAAGCAGAGCAACCCCCCCUCCAGACUUUGCUUCCCCCCCUCUAUCUGUCCAUCCCCAGCCGCCUUGUCUGCCGCAUGGUCCGGCACAGGUUGUUUGUGUACACCUAUGACUUGAUCACCCUGGUUAAUGCAGUGUUUAUCUGCCUGGACGAGGAGAACCUGCUGAUAGCCAACACUGAGUGGGUAUUCCUGGCCCUCUACCUCCUAGAGAUCCUCCUCAAACUGUACACCUUCAAACCCCGGACUUUCUUCUCCAGACACAAGUUCUGGAACUGGUUUGACACCAUCAUCGUCAUCUCUCCCUUGAUAGCUAUGAUCAUCAAUUCAGUGGUUAAAUCUGAAGGCUACACUAGCCGUCAGAUCCUGGACAUUGUGUUCAUCCUACGCAUCGUGAGGCUCAUACGAGUGGUGGACAGGAUUAAAAGAGUCGGUGUCAUCAUAAACACUCUCAUCAAGAUGGGACCGACUAUGCUCACGUUUGGUCAGCUCAUUGUGGUGGUCUAUUACGUAUUUGCCAUGGUGGGAAUGGAGCUGUUCAAAGGAAAAAUUCACUUUUUUGAUGUAAAGUCUACUCAUCCGGAUAAGGCAUUUUGUGGAAACCCCCUGCUGAAAAACUCAUCGUUUGCCAAACACAACUACUGCAAGAACAACUUCAACAAUGUGAUUUCUUCAUUUAUUCUCCUACUGGAACUCACUGUGGUCAACCAGUGGCAUGUGCUGGCCAGCGGUUUCACUGCAGUCACUCAUGUCUCAGCCAGGAUCUUCUUUGUCCUCUUUCACAUUGUGAUUGUCAUCAUCAUCAUCAACAUUUUCAUUGCUUUUGUCCUGGAAGCCUUCUUUGUGGAGUACACCAUGGAAAAAAGUGACCUACAAUCGUCUCUGGAGAAGAAAAUUAAGGAACUAGAAUUGGGCAUCAAACACGAUGUUAGAGAUGAUGAUAUGAGCAGCUACGAGCCGACCAAAGAAAAACCGGAAUUUCUAUUCAAAAUCAAAUCUAAAAGAUACAAAACUUUGGAUGGUUUGAUGCAGAAAAUGUUUGAGGCAGACAUAGGUCCAGAGAUAUUUGCAGAAGAUGAAGAUGGAGAUGCAGAUAAAUCAUAGAUUCUAAACUUACCAUUUCCAAACUUUGAGUCUAUGUAAUGGUAGUAGGAUGGAAUAUUUAUUGAGGUAAUUUGUUGCAACAUUAAAGGUUUCAAUUGUCUUUCUUUUGGGAAACAUGAUUAAA
Molecule: messenger RNA, 2483 nt
Organism: Esox lucius (northern pike)
Lineage: Eukaryota; Metazoa; Chordata; Actinopteri; Esociformes; Esocidae
Product: two pore calcium channel protein 1
Exons: 20
Coding region: 203-2359 (718 amino acids)
Biological process (GO): monoatomic ion transport; transmembrane transport
Cellular component (GO): membrane
Molecular function (GO): monoatomic ion channel activity
Source: RefSeq, a predicted model, not a curated record